CCAGGAAGGAAGUUACCACCACUAUGCUAGAUGGGAGUGCUUCAGUGACAUGUGCUUGCUUUUGGGAAAAUCAGAACUCUUCAGAUUAGUCCUGGGAAUAAUUACCAUGUUCAUUUUAUGUUUACCUGAAUUUUUCAAAAUCCAUGAAGUUAACACUGUAAUUGUGUCAUGCAUAGACACCUGCUCAUCAAAUAACACCACUUUUCCACUUUGCACAUUUAACAAUUCUUGCAAAGCAUCAAUGCAACAAAGAAGAGAAAACAAGACUAUUUUACUGAAGGCCAUUGUAAAUCAUUCAAAUUUCCAAAACAUUCCAUGUAUUUGCCAGUCUUCCAGGAUGGAACAGUCCCAUACUAAACACAGAGAGUGUGAAUCCAAGGGAGACGUGAAUGUUGAUCAUCAAGGAUCAGGGUUAGGAGCUGAAAAAACAAAAGGCUCGCUUGAAGUGAAAUCAGAAGAUGUUAUUUAUUUGUAUAAAUAUUUUAAUUUCACUAUGGUUUCUGAGAAAGAAGUAGAGCAUAAUAGUUACUACCUGCUGGAAAUCCACAUUAACAAUUCUACAGUCGGAGGAGGAAAUGCAGCCGAAGAAUACCUAAAUCAUUCCUGUCUGGUGGCAAUGAUGGAAGACCAAAAUGACUGUAUAAAUAUUUCAAUGCAACUGAAGACUUAUGUGGAAUAUCCAGUGUGUAUGACGAAGAUCAUUUGGCUCACCAUGAUUGUAGUAGUUCUUGUGUUUACUGUUUUAAUUGUCAUCUACAAAAUAGUCCAAGAAAAUGAACAAAAUUAUUGUAAACACAGAGUAACAGCAUCAGUUUCUACUAUUCUAAGAAGAAAUGGUUCCAGACAUGCAAGAAGAACCAUAUCUGCUACUAGAAUUCAUCCUUUUCCUGUGAAACCCAGCAAACAGCAAAUUCCACUGACUGCACAGACCACAAAGAUACUGCCCAUAAUUCCUGAAAGAGAGCACUGUCAUGUGGCUGCGACUGUAGAAGGUGAGUAAAUACCUUACAACUCCAAUUACUCUGUUUUUCCUUGUAUUUUUAGAAUUAGUAUUAUGCAAUAUCUGCUUGUAAUAACUUACUACUUCUUCUAGCCAAGUAUGCUAGAUGACAAACUGGAAAAUGUGUUUUGUGAGAGCUAGGAGGCAGGGAAACAAAAUCAAUUUUCUUUCUGGUACCAAGAGUCAUCGAUAAUCUAAUGUGUCAGCCUUUUAAACCUGCGUCCCUGAAGGCCCCAGUGCAAACUCUGACAUUAUUUUCCUGGUUUAGAAUAUUAUUUCCUGGACUUCAGCAUUAUGUUGACAUUUGUUUCCGACAAGUGCAGAGGAAAGAAGCAAUUUGCAAAUGAUCUCUGAAGGAAAACAUGUUUUAAGUGAAUAGUUUGCUAAUCAAAUUCCCCAGACAAAAGACAUCUAUCACUCUGUUGGUUUUAUACCAGUCAGAAGGAUUGACAAGAAGUUGGUUUCAGGUUGGAACUAAAACUAGUUUCCCAGCUCUAAGUUUCUCCAGCCCUUUUACUCCAGUAAUUGUUUCAGGAAGUCCAGAUGUAAUGAAACAAAUCUGAAAAGUAAUGUGCAGUAAGUGAUAGCGCUUCCUGGCAAUGUUUGUAAUGCCUAGAAACAAACAGAUGCUACUUGAAUAAAUACUAGAGACUAAUAUAUCAGUUGCAUAGACAAGCUUAGGACUCUUUGCACAGACUGUAUUACUGUUAAUGGGGAAUUUUUAGGUUAAAAGCUUAAGAAGCUCCUUCUUUAUAUCUGUUUAAAUCAGAUGGAGUUUUAUUGGAAAUUCAAUAUCAAACUCAGUGUCCACUGUCUCUCAGGCAAACCUUUAUCUUCCCACAUCCCUGUCUGCCAUGUAUCUGCCCACCACCUUCAUUGUUUCCUUUGAGAACAUUUACCCAGGAGUGAAAACCCAGAUAUUUCUAAGGUUGUAGUGGGAUGUGUUGCUAAGGGGGUUCUCAUUAGUAUCCACUGCUUUCAUUUAUACACUGUUAUGGCUGAUCACUAGCAUGCUUUGUUCUUCCUGGAUGCUGGAUUCACCAAAAGUGAUCUUUUAGAAGGAGGAAAAAAAAGUCAUGGCCCAUUCCCAUGAAAAUUUGACUUUUGGGUUCCUAGAGGUGGGACUAUCCAUUGGAAUCAACCUGUCAGCACUCCUGUUGGUUUCGUUAUCUUUGUAUUAAAGGGUAGAAAGAAAAGAUGGAACAGCUUUGCUGAUUCUUUAGUUGCUCUGUGAGACAAAACAUGAGAUCCAGCACACUUUGGGCUGGCAUUAUCCAUUUCCUUAAUCUCUGGGUCAGUGACUGAAAGAAGAUUAGGUAUCUUGAGAACUCCCAAACACUUUGUUCCAGUGAUGAGCUGUAUAGAAGCAGGCUUGCUUUCCAGGUCAUAAGAGUCUUCCUGCCAGAACAACUGCCAGCAAUGAGGUGAAAACUGGAUGUAAUACAUGGGAUUAAUGCCAAAUACCUGAAAUUGUACUAUUAUGUGACAUUGUGAAAGAUUGUCAAAAGAUGUGGCUGGAGAGGCAGGAACUUAGAUCUAGAUCCUGCUUUUCACCAUGUUAGAUCUUGAAUAACCUUUCUCAAAGGAAUAAUGCCUCAAAGCUACUGUGUGAAAAUAAUAAAAGCACUUUCUGCUUUAUUUUUGCUUCAUUUCCUGCAAACAAACACUUCCCCCUCCAUCUGCUAAGGUUGGAUUCAACUCAUUACUACGGGUGUUCGUGGGUGGCUCUGUGGCUAACACUGUAACUGACACUGCAGUUACAAGAAAACUUGCUAACUACAAGUCCUUUUGGUUACUAAGGCUGUGUGAGGAGAUUGUAGUCUACUUUUCUCACAAAUGCGAAGGUUGUCUCUAUGAAAUCUCUAGAGUGCUACUAAGGACUAGCUUGCUCAGCGGGGAGGAGCUGGCUGUGUGAGAAGUGUCACACAUGGACAUCUUAGCGCUGAGACUGAAAAACACUAAGAUGAUUAAAUUCCCAGAACUGACAAUGACAGUUACAAACUACAUCAACUUGAUAAAACCUGGUUUUUUUUUUACCCAAGAAGGAGGUGGGAUGUAGAUAAGAAGUGUGUAUCAGGAGCUUCUUGAUCAAAAAGCAACAUGCUUGUGUCAUACUACCAGUUGCUCCCCUGAAGCACAAGCCUUUCAGACCGCAGAGACAAAAGCUUCGAACAAGGAAGGGUUGGAGACAAGAGUUAUAAACCUGGGAGAGCUCCACUGCAGAUAGCGCUAAUAUCUGCCCGUCUCUGCUGCAAAUCUGGCUUCAGACUCAUUGAUAAGAGUUAGGUCAGUGCCUACCCUGCAUCAAACAGGCAAGACAGGGACAGGCAAGCCACUUCUGAGUUACGCUUUUCUCAUUUCCAGCUAGCUGAAGCUGCACUCGGAGAAAGCAUUAACCAAAGCACAGAGUGUUUAUUUGACUUCUGUGUGAGGAGGCUCACUACGCAGUAGGUGUGGCACGUCUAACAGCAGCUGUAGAGAGGAAGAAAUGGAAAAGCAAGGUUCAUUCCUGCCACCAUUAUUGUUGCUACUGAGCUGGAUGGCGAAAUUGGUGAUGGCCUCAGAAAAGGCCCUUAACCCAACACAUUGACAGGUGAAAGGUUUGACAAUGUUGGUUUCAGCCACAGGAAUUUCGUAAGUUCAAAAUCCAGAUCAGGCAGGACAGCAAAGUAUAAGGCAUAUUAUUUGCUUAUUGCUUCAGACUGCAAUAAGGAAAUAUUUGUUUUGCUAAUAGAUGGAGAGAGAUCAAUAACCUACCACAGAUUGCUACUUUCUGCCGAAUGGUUCUCUUUAUGUCAGAAAAAGACACGUUUCUUUCUGAAAAUAUCUUGUUAAUGUCUUUAUAUUGAAGACAAUACUGUUGAUUAUAGAGUGUAAGUAUA
Molecule: messenger RNA, 3882 nt
Organism: Pezoporus flaviventris
Lineage: Eukaryota; Metazoa; Chordata; Aves; Psittaciformes; Psittacidae
Gene: TMEM156
Product: transmembrane protein 156
Exons: 6
Coding region: 50-1000 (316 amino acids)
Source: RefSeq, a predicted model, not a curated record